AUGGAUCGUGACCCUAACCAAGCGCAGGCACCAUUGAGGCCGAUGGCGAGUCCGGGAAAUGCGAACGCAGUCCGCGAUGAUGCCCGAGCUGCAACGGCGCACUUACUUCAACUGUCACACCACCAGCAACAGCAGCAACAGCAGCAACAGCAGCAACAGCAGCACCAAAAUCAGCACGCCAACCCCGAGGUCCGGAGUCCCAGUCCUGAGGAUUUGCGCGAGGAGAAUCAUGAGAGGCAAGCCGUCAUGAAUUUGGAGAUGGGGGGAAUGGGUGGUAUGGGCGGUAUGGGUGGUAACAUGGGAAUGGGUAUUAUGAACGUGGGCAACGGAAAUAGCAGUGCGCACGAGGGCAUGAAGCCGAUGAAGAGAGCGUGCAAUGACUGUCGUCAACAGAAGGUGAGUUCCCUCUUCCCCUUUCACUAGGAACCUUCCCCGAGUGUAGUGACCUGUUUUGCUGAUGCCGAUGUGUGACUUGCAGCUUCGUUGUGAUGUCGUGCAAUCCCCGUUCGCGCCAUGUUCGCGCUGCCGAAAGCUCGGAAAGACGUGUACCGUGGACACGCUCUUCAAGCGAGUCGGUCGUCGCGAGUAAGUCUCCUCAUUUCCUACGCGUCUUUUUCGGACUACUGGACUAAUUGUAAGUCCUAGCAAAUAUGCCGAGAUGCAACGCGAGAUCGAUGAGUUGAAGUGGAAGUUGAGACGUGCUGCCGUUCAGGGUGCUGCUGGGGUUGCGCCUCCUCGUCCCGAUCAAGAGAAUGGUGCUAAUGCCGCCGAUCCGGCGAAUCCCCGAACCACGAUGACGAGAGAACUGGGGCAUCUUGCGAUGCCGGGUGAUCAUCUGGAUGACUUGUUCAAGAAGUAAGUGAAUGCAUUUUCCAACAACAAUGUCCCCGACUCCAUUCUAUGUUUACGAUGGAGAGAAAAUACUUCCUUCAUUUUUCUAUGUUGGGUUAACUGGGAGUAAUUACCCGAUAUGUUUUGGGUUGAUUGCAAAUUAUUAACCAAGAUGAUUGAAUCGAUUAUUUUGGCUGUGUUACUCCAACACCCAAAUGAUUCUUUGAAUCAUUGAAAACGAUUGGCAUCACAGCAAAGUAUCCCACAACAUCGAAACAAGGUUACUAAUAAGAUUAUAUAGGUUCUUUACAUACCAUCACCCACUCUUGCCAUUCCUCGACCCUGAGCAAUCACCAGACUACUACUUCAACCAAUGUCCUCUCCUAGGAUGGACCAUUGUCAUGAUCGGUGCCAGGCGUUAUGCUCGAGACACCACUCUACUCCAAUCUCUCGCCCCUGAAUACACUCGAUUCUUGUGGUCGACCAUUUCUAACAUUCCUCAAUCCUAUCACGUCGUAAAGGCUCUUGCUCUUAUCUGCUACUGGCCAUUGCCCACAGAGCGGGACUUCAAGGAUUCCACACCGCAAUUGAGUAACUUGAUGAUGCAGGUUGCUUUGCAAAAUAUGCUUCAUCUUGACCCUCGUUCUCAGAUUCCAUUCAGAGGAGAGUUGUCAGCAGCAGAGCAAAGAGAUCGAUUGAUGACCUGGGCUGCUUGCAAUAUUGUUGCCGAAAGGUAUGUUCUGAUUUUGCCUGUUUGAAAUCCCAUUGAUUUGAAGCUAACGUUCCCUAGCACAUCGACUAUCCUUGGAAUGCCUCCUAACACUGUGUAUGAAGGUGUUCUUGGAUCCGAUUUUACAUUCCUCUCUACUCAUCAGCUCCCUCCUGAUCUUGUUGCUCAAUUGAAGAUUUCCCAAUUUCUUAAUGACGUUACCAAGACCUUUUACUGUAACAAGACCGAACCCAAUGGUUUGGUUUCCGAAGCAGGACGUGCCCAAUGUCUCGAGCAUCUACGAGGACUUUAUGGUCGAUUGGAAAUGGCUUUGAAGGAUCACAUGUCAAGUGAGUAUUCUGAUAUCAAUAUCCAAUGCAGUUGCUAAUCUUCUACAGCUGUUACUCAACUCCACCUUCUUGCCGCCAACGUUCAUCUUCAUGCUUUUGCUUUCUUCCUGCCCCCUGGCGAUGGCCAAACAACCUUCCUCCCGACCACCGAAGAUUCAACUGCAGUUGCUCUCUCUUAUCUUUACAACGCGGCUUGCCUAUUCCUCCAAGAAGUCAUGAACCUCGAAACUUCUAGCGGUACCCUUUUUGACCACUGCGACAAUUUUAUUGCGCAAACAAUUUUCUCGUCCACCUUUGCCAUGGUCAAGAUCAUCAACAGCUCCUACGCCGAACAAGUCAGUACUCAGCAGGGAUCGGCUUUGUUCAAUGGCAUUAUCUUGGCGAUCAACAAGAUGUCCCUAGGAAAUAAUGAUCUUGCUUCAAGAGUUGCUCUCAGCGUACCACUCAUGCGGCGUGCUCUUGGUGCAUCUCAAUCCGCUGGCAAGCCUGAAUUUCUCCCCUUGCGAAUUCAAUUUCGUAUGGGUGUGAGCCACAUCUAUGACCUUCAUUACGCCUGGAGAGAACAAUUGAAGGUCAAGAUGGAAACUCCUGAGGCGGCUUUGAGUCAACUCGGAGAUGGAACGAUGAACAAUCUAGGAUAUUCUGGACUGCUUUAUCAGGAGAGGGUUUUCUUCGAUUCAAUGGAUUGGAUGUUUGGCGAUUGGUCAGGUAUGCCUUUUGGAUCGUAUGAGCAUUCGUACUUGGGUCGUUUGGCGUGAAGGUAAUGCGACCACGAUAUCUUGCUCCUACCACUGUAUCUCUUCUAUGUAAUUGUCCUACUGGCACUGCUUUUCACCGGCGUUUGGGCUUUGAAGGAGUUCUCUUGGAUGAGAAAUUGUGGUGGCUUUAGUGUUUAGCGCAGACUUCUUUCCGUGGGUCUUGAGCAGAUCUGGGGAUUUGUAAAAGCCCGUAGAGAAGUUUAGUUUCAUAGAUACAGACAAACGAGUCUGUGCUAGGUUGAUUAACCCAAUGAAUGCAUAAGAUUG
This is a messenger RNA of Hymenoscyphus albidus, 2915 nucleotides long. Lineage: Eukaryota; Fungi; Ascomycota; Leotiomycetes; Helotiales; Helotiaceae. The record is from the annotation of a GenBank genome assembly.